GGCGGGGCAGUGCCCACUCCCGCCGGCCGCCCUCACAAGGCCCAGGCCGCCUCCUUCCCACAAGGCCCAGCAGGGCCGCCCUCACACCUGCCCCGCCCUGCCCUGCCCCGCCCGGCCCCACCCUGCCCCGUGGCCUCUGUCACACCCCACGCUGACGUGCUGAGCCUUCCACCAGCCAUUGUGACGCCACAGGCGCCAGUCGGGCACGGCUUUGUUGGUGCCCGCAGCCGGCGCCCAGAGCUGCUGUAGCCUCUCGGGGAGCAGCAGCACAUCCCGCUCGGGGAGCAUUGCGCGCCUGCAUCGCCGUCUUGGCAGCUGCAGGCCACGACCACUGCGCAGGGCGACCUCGUCUGCCUUGUGCUUCAUACCCUGUGCCCGUCCUUAUUCUCGUCCCCUUUGUCACCCUCCCCCUAAACCUCGCCCCGUCCCAUUCCUCAUCCCCACUUGGCUCCCGGCAGCCCGCCGGGGCCUUCUUGCCCUUCCUGCUGCUGGGAGCUCCAAGCAGGGCCAUGCCGUGGCUUCUGAGCAAGAAGCGACGGCAGUCGCCCUCCAGCAGCCCCAGUGGGCAGCCCUGGGCUGCCACCAGCUCCAGCAGCGCCUCCCAGCUCCGGGAGCAGGGGCUGGGCAGGCUGCACCGCGCGGCCGCCCGCGGUGACCUGGGCUGGCUGAGGCGCUGGCGCUGGUACGUCAAGGUAGUCGGCAUCGACAGGCCAGACCAGGAGAUGCGGACACCUCUGCAUCUGGCUUCAGCCAAUGGCCAUGCAGAUGUCGUCAGAUAUCUGCUAAGAAAGAACAGCCAGCCCAACCUCACUGACAACUUCAAGAGAACAGCCCUGAUGAAGGUGUGUGGAAUGCCUUCUGAGCUUGGAGGUGGGGCUCAGUGCUGGGGUGUUAAAGGGGAGGUGUCUGGCAGGAUUCCUUGCAGGGCGGGGCCAUAG
Pseudopipra pipra is the source of this 938-nucleotide messenger RNA. Its product is annotated as ankyrin repeat domain-containing protein 7-like. Gene Ontology annotation, molecular function: protein binding. The transcript has 2 exons. Lineage: Eukaryota; Metazoa; Chordata; Aves; Passeriformes; Pipridae. The record is from RefSeq and is a predicted model, not a curated record. Bases 510 to 938 code for a protein of 142 amino acids.